Molecule: messenger RNA, 3074 nt
Organism: Tripterygium wilfordii
Lineage: Eukaryota; Viridiplantae; Streptophyta; Magnoliopsida; Celastrales; Celastraceae
Product: origin of replication complex subunit 1B-like
Exons: 16
Coding region: 234-2801 (855 amino acids)
Biological process (GO): mitotic DNA replication checkpoint signaling; DNA replication initiation
Cellular component (GO): nuclear origin of replication recognition complex
Molecular function (GO): chromatin binding; ATP hydrolysis activity; ATP binding
Source: RefSeq, a predicted model, not a curated record
UGUUGCAUAUAUAGUAGAAUUGGCUCCAAAUGAUUCCCGCCAUUUCCCCUUUCUCUCUCAAUCCUCCCCGUGGAUUCUGGAACCCUAAAGCCCCAAACCAAGCCGACAUUCAUCAAACGGUGCAACGAUUCCCGCCAUUCCCCUCUCUCUCUCUGUCUCUCCCUCUAAAUUCUCACUGUAGAUUCUGGAACCCUAAAGCCAAUCCCAAUCUCAAUCCUCAGUGACGUACAACCAUGAAAGAUACCCCAAAGAAAGACAUUCAAUCUCCAUUGAAGUCAAAGCAAUCUCCUGGCCGUUUCAUUCCCAAAUCCCCUUCAACCCCACAAAUCUUAACUACUCCACCUCCGGUUCUCCGCCGAUCUGCUCGUAGGUCAUCGUUGCCGCUUGAUAUGCAAAAGCCCAGUGAUCAUACUGAAGAACCCACCAACCUUUCGGUGAAAGUCCCAAGAAAGAGGUCAGCAAAUGAGAAGAAAUCCCCUCUUCAAACUCCCCAGAAGAGUUCCAGCGAUGAACAAUAUAGACACAAUUCCAAAACCCCCAAAACCUUAAAGAGCAAAAAAAAUGACGAGCCAAUGGAAGAUGUGGUAUUGGAUGAGGUUUUGUUCUCACCUGUGUCACCGGAGCAAUCAGAGACUAGGAAGAGAAAAAGGGUUGAAGAAAGGAAAGUACUUACAAGGCAAAUGGUAGCAAAGAACUCGGAAAGUGGUAAUAAGUCGAAGAAGAGGGUUUAUUACAAGAAAGUGGUGUAUGACGGGGUUGAAUUUGGGGUGGGGGAUGAUGUGUACGUGAAGAAGAGAGAGGAUGCCAGCUCAGAUGAUGAAGAUCCUGACAUUGAGGAGUGCAGAGUGUGCUUCAAGGCUGGGAAAACACUGAUGAUCGAGUGUGAUGAUUGUUUAGGUGGUUUCCACUUGAAGUGCUUGAAGCCACCAUUGAAGGAUGUACCUGAAGGGGAAUGGAUUUGUACAUUUUGUGAGGCAAGGAAGUUAGGUAAAGCCAUUGAGUUUCCAAGGCCUCCUGAAGGAAAGAAAUUGGUGAGAACAUUGAGGGAGAAGCUUCUCUCGAGUGAUAUGUGGGCUGCCCAUAUUGAAAGUUUGUGGAAGAAAGCGGAUGGAAGCUAUUGGUCUCAGGUGCGGUGGUAUAUGAUACCAGAAGAGACUGCUGCUGGAAGGCAACCCCAUAAUUUGAAGAGAGAGCUUUAUAGGACCAAUGACUUUACAGAUAUUGAGAUGGAAUCUAUCAUUAGGCAUUGUUAUGUCAAGAACGUUGAAGAAUAUGCCAUGGCCAGCAAUGAAGGGGAUGAUGUUUUUCUUUGUGAAUAUGAAUAUGAUAUACGCUGGCAAAGUUUCAAGCGUCUAGCUGAGAUUGAUAAUGGUGAAGAGGAUGGUGAAGGUUCUGAUGGUGAUAAAGAUUGGAAUUCUUAUAAGGAUGCAGUCUCUGAUACAGAUGAAGAAAUGGAAUAUGAGGAGGAAAACAUGAAAGUGUUACAAACCCGAAGAUCGUCAAGUCAUGUGUUGGCUGCAAACUUACGGAAGGGGCAGUUCUUUGGACUUCAAAAGAUAGGGAGUAAGAAAAUACCAGAGCAUGUACGAUGCUGCAAGAAGACUGAACUAGAAAGAGCAAAAGCCACACUUCUGCUGGCAACUUUGCCCAAGUCGUUACCUUGUCGAAAUAAAGAAAUGGAGGAUAUAACAUCAUUUAUAAAAGGUGCCAUUUGUGAUGAUCAGUGUUUGGGACGCUGUCUUUACAUUCAUGGUGUUCCUGGAACAGGAAAGACUAUGAGUGUACAUGCAGUGAUGAGGAGCCUAAGGUCAGAAGUAGAUGCAGGAUGUGUAAGACCCUACUGUUUUGUAGAGGUUAAUGGUCUAAAAUUGGCAUCACCAGAAAAUAUUUACCGGGUCAUAUAUGAAACAUUAAGUGGACACAGAGUGGGGUGGAAAAAGGCUCUCCAUCUUCUGAAUGAGAGAUUUUCAGAGGGAAAGAAAAUUGGCAAGGAAGAUGACCGGCCUUGUAUUCUACUUAUUGAUGAACUUGAUCUUCUCGUAACCAGAAAUCAGUCGGUCCUGUAUAAUAUUCUUGAUUGGCCAACUAAACCACAUUCCAAGUUGAUUGUGAUAGGAAUAGCAAAUACCAUGGAUCUUCCUGAGAAAUUGCUUCCCCGAAUUUCAAGCCGAAUGGGUUUGCAUAGGCUUUGCUUUGGCCCCUAUAAUUAUCAGCAGCUUCAAGAAAUCAUUUUGAGUCGCCUGAAAGGAAUUGACGCAUUUGAAAAGGCAGCCAUAGAAUUUGCUUCAAGGAAGGUGGCAGCCAUUUCGGGAGAUGCGCGCCGUGCUAUUGAGGUCUGCAGGCGUGCAGCAGAAAUCACAGAUUAUCGUAUAAAGAAAGCAAAAUCAAUUGGCAAUCCCACUUCUGCAGAAAAAUGCAUUGUUGGUAUGUCAGAGGUUGAAGCAGCCAUUCAGGAAAUGUUCCAGGCACCUCAUAUCCAAGUUAUGAAGAGUUGUUCCAAAAUGAGUAAAGUUUUCUUGACGGCUAUGGUGCAUGAGCUUUAUAAAACAGGGAUGGGCGAAACUACUUUUGAGAAGUUAGCAAUGACCAUUUCAUGUAUCUGUACAAGCAACGGUCAAGCAUUCCCAGGUUGGGACAUACUCUUGAAAAUUGGCUGUCAACUUGGUGAAUGCAGAAUUAUUCUAUGUGAAUCUGGAGCUCGUCACAGGUUGCAAAAAUUGCAGCUCAAUUUCCCAAGUGAUGAUGUUUCUUUUGCACUGAAGGACUGCAAGGAACUACCUUGGUUGGCCAAGUAUCUAUGAUUCGAGGCGCAGACAAUGCGUUUCAAUUUCUUAAUUUACAUAGACAAUUUUGACUUCUAAUUCUUCUCUCAAUUCUUCAUUCAUAUUUAUCCGUGUUUGAUUUCAACCCCGUUUAUCACCAUGUUCUUUUAAAUACUGAAAUCUUGAACCUCAUAUUUUUCUGGAGGACUCUGUCAUUUGUAUCAGAUCUAGAGGCACUGCUAUUUUUCUUGAGACUAGCAACAAUGAAAAAAGAUUUAUUGUUUUGCGAAUAAAGGUAUAAACUUUGGCAUC